GUUGAGAUAAUGUGUAAUUUCUUCUUGUGAAUCUGUUGAGCACCUGAUGGUUUUGGACGGCUUGGCUUUCUCGUUAUAAGCCGGUUUGACUGAAACACGGAUGACAGGGCAUUACUGUAAAGAUGGCACAGCUGAUGCACAUUGACUAACGGUGUGGCGGAUCUUAUAUAACAGAGAGGGAAUGUUUGUAAAAGUUAACGGCAGUGUUUCCAUGGUGACGCAGACCGGCUCCGGUUGGCGGAGCGCAGCUGCGCGUCAUUGCGCUGUAGAAUAAGCGAUCCUUCUCGCUGCUCUUCUGAAGAUGAUGGUGAGCAGGAGGCAUGUUUAUGCGUGUCUUUUCUUACAAGUCUCGGAGCUGUAUCUCAAACCCCAGCGAGCUGCCUAGCAACACAGCCUCCCCGGGCAUCACAGGUGCGCGCACGCACGCACGCAGCGGCGCGCUGGGCUUUGAGACGCAGCCGGAGUGUCGUGUUUUAUAGACAUCUGUGCGGCUGGAUGCAUUGAUAACUGUGCUGAUCGCAGGUCUGACAGCAGCUCUGCAGCAUGACCUUGGACGUGCAAACGGUGGCUGUGUUCACUGUGAUCGCCAUUCUGCUGCUGGUCAACGUGAUUCUGAUCUGCUUCAUGGGCUCCAGCUGAAGGCUCCUCAGCAUGACAUCUGUGACUGGAAACAUCUGAGGCUGCUCGUAUCUGUGAUUCUGCUCGUUACUGUGGCCGAGAUGCUGAUCAGCGGCGGUUCGGUGGUCAGCGCGGAGGCUGUAUGGGAUCACGUGACCAUGGCCGAGAGGGAGCUGGCCUUCAAGGCUGGAGACGUCAUCAAGGUCCUGGACACCUCCAAUAAAGACUGGUGGUGGGGUCAGAUGGAUGACGAGGAGGGCUGGUUCCCCGCCAGCUUCGUGAGGGUCGAUCCCCACCCUCCUCAACCUUACACAAAACCAGUUUUCUAUAUCAACCCUAUAGCAACUCCAAGGUUCCAUAACACAACAGCAAAGCUGUGGGUUAACCAGGAAAAUGCAGCCACAGAAUCAGCUGAGGGUGGCGGCGAGGUACAGAACGGACACAGCGACUCCAGCAACGGCUGUCUGUGCAUCGGCCAAGCGCUGCAGAACCGAGACCAGAUGAGGGCCAACGUCAUCAACGAGAUCAUGAGCACUGAGCGCCACUACAUCAAGCACCUGAAGGACAUCUGUGAGGGAUACUUGAGGCAGUGUCGAAAGAGGAUCGACAUGUUCAGUGACGACCAGUUGAAAGUCAUUUUUGGAAACAUCGAGGAUAUCUACAGAUUUCAAAUGGGAUUUGUGCGGGACUUGGAGAAACAGUACAACAUCGAGGAGCCCCAUCUUAGUGAAAUCGGACCGUGUUUUCUGGAACAUCAAGACGGUUUCUGGAUCUAUUCAGAGUACUGUAACAACCACUUGGAUGCCUGCAUGGAGCUGUCCAAGCUGAUGAAGGACGGCCGCUAUCAGCACUUCUUCGAAGCCUGUCGCCUGCUCCAGCAGAUGAUCGACAUCGCCAUCGACGGCUUCCUCCUCACCCCUGUGCAGAAGAUCUGCAAGUACCCUCUACAGCUGGCCGAGUUACUGAAGUACACAGCACAGGACCACAGUGAUUACCGUUAUGUGGCAGCAGCGCUCGCUGUCAUGAGGAACGUCACGCAGCAGAUCAACGAGCGCAAGAGAAGACUGGAGAACAUUGACAGGAUGGCUCAGUGGCAGGCCUCGGUGCUGGACUGGGAGGGUGAUGAUAUUCUGGACAGAAGUUCAGAGCUGAUCUACACGGGCGAGAUGUCGUGGAUCUAUCAGCCGUACGGCCGGAGUCAGCAGAGAGUCUUCUUCCUCUUCGAUCAUCAGCUCGUCCUCUGCAAAAAGGACCUGAUCCGCCGGGACGUUCUGUACUAUAAAGGGCGCAUUGACAUGGAUCGCUAUACAGUGAGAGACGCCAUCGAUGGACGGGACGACGACUUUAAUGUCAGCGUGAAAAACGCGUUCAAGCUGCACAACAGAGACAGCGAGGAGAUCCACGUCUUCCUGGCCAAGAAGCCGGAGGAGAAGAUCCGCUGGCUGAGGGCCUUUCACGAGGAGCGCAGGAUGGUCCAGGAGGAUGAGAAAAUGGGUUUUGAGAUUUCUGAAUAUCAGAAACGCCAGGCUGCCCUGACGGUGCGUAAAGUGGCCAAACAGAAAGGUGAGGCGGCCAGGCGAUAGCAGGUGAAUUCAACAUCUUUCUCUUUCAACUCCUGUCUGCUCAC
This is a messenger RNA of Carassius carassius (crucian carp), 2245 nucleotides long. Its product is annotated as rho guanine nucleotide exchange factor 9-like. The coding region runs from base 720 to 2201 and encodes 493 amino acids. Gene Ontology annotation, molecular function: guanyl-nucleotide exchange factor activity; protein binding. NCBI's taxonomy places the organism in Eukaryota, Metazoa, Chordata, Actinopteri, Cypriniformes, Cyprinidae. The record is from RefSeq and is a predicted model, not a curated record. The transcript has 10 exons.